Messenger RNA from Caenorhabditis briggsae, 375 nucleotides. The transcript has 2 exons. Lineage: Eukaryota; Metazoa; Nematoda; Chromadorea; Rhabditida; Rhabditidae. Bases 1 to 375 code for a protein of 124 amino acids. The record is from RefSeq and is a predicted model, not a curated record.
AUGUGGGGCGAUACAGAAAAACCAGACCCACUGCUCCUGGGAACCCAUAUCGGCGACGGCCGUCACCAUCCCCACCAUCCACAUCAUCAUGCCCAUCAUGCACAUUUCGGUCUUGCCGGAAAACCAUUCUACCACGUGGAUCGGUUCGCGGUGACGGCUACCUCAUCGUCAACAACGACGACAACAACCAACUCAUCUUCUUCAAACCAUCAUCUUCCAAAUCAUCUACAUCAUCACAAUGGUAUGACUGCCGGUACAUCUUCAAUGGGACAAAUUAAUGGGACAGGAUCAACUGGGUCAAGAACGAGGCAUCCACAACCGACUGUUAUGUGGAAAGGAGAAACUAGUAGGAAGAAACGAUUCGAAAAUUUCUGA